Messenger RNA from Culex quinquefasciatus (southern house mosquito), 1365 nucleotides. RefSeq lists its product as uncharacterized. The record is from RefSeq and is a predicted model, not a curated record. The transcript has 4 exons. Lineage: Eukaryota; Metazoa; Arthropoda; Insecta; Diptera; Culicidae. Bases 291 to 944 code for a protein of 217 amino acids.
GUAAGUCACACGCCUUUUUGCAUAUCCGAGCUCCCAAAUAGCAGACUCGAGUUGGUGAACAAGUUGUGUCGUGAGUUCGGGUUGAGUACAGGCUAGAACGAGUUUUCGUUGUUUACGAUCUUUCGCGUUGAUUCGCGUAGUAGUGGUGCAGACACUAAGUGCAGUUAAGGCGAAGUGGCGCCAGACGCAAAUUUCCUGUGAAUCAGAUAUUCAGUGGGUCAGUUCGGUUUAGUGCAGUUUUUUUGCGAGAACGUUUAAGAGUGAAGAACACGCUGGAGAAGGUUAAGGUCAUGGGCACGAUGAUCCGGCGAAACAGUUUGAACAUUUCGUUCGGCAAGUGGCGAACGAACUCCAGUCCAGGAUCGGUGGAGAACGGGCCACCCGGAUCACCCUCGCCGCCCGUGGUCACACGAAAGGGAUCGUCGUCGUUUGGAAGUUCGGUAGCGAUACAGAAGCUCCGCGAGUCCAAGUGGUUCGACGCCGGCGAGGAACGCAUCUUCUGCGCCGUCAUCGAGGACGGAUUCCUGGUGGAACUGCGCCAUCCGGUCACCGGCGAGAGUUGGUACGGCGUUGCGGCCAUCGAAACGAAGAAAUCGAUAAAACCAACCGCAGCCAACAUCAAGAUCUACUCCGUCAAGCUAUCUGACAGUAGCAGCAACAAGCGGCUCAAAAUCUACAACACCUCGCUCGACCAGCUGUGGGCCCAGGGCUACCGGAUCCGGAUCAACAAUCUGUGCGACAAGGCCAAGAAACCACACAGCGAGAAGGACAUCUUGGCACAGAUCAAGUACGCCACCAAAACCAAGAUGGCAUUCCACAACAGUCAGCACUUUGCCGAGUUCUGUCGGUACGGUGACCGGCCCCAGGACAACCGGAAGCGACAAGUAAGUGUACUGUUGAAGCGACUCGAGAAAGCACUGGACGGAGCGCAGCCCUAUUUCUGACAAGUGGGAAUGAGCGGGAGAGAGAGAAAGAGAGAUCUCGGAGUGUGCCAAGUGGGGCGGUACCAACAUGGGAGCCACCAUCAUCUACUUUGCCAUGCAAACCCGGAACUCCAAGUAGCGAUGUAGCAGGUUGCUACUACUGCUGCGCAGGUGGACAUUAAGCGGAUGCAAAUUACCAUUAAAAGUAAUUAGUGUUCAGUGCAUAUGAUAGUUUUAUAAGAGCGAGCUCUAAACAACAGUGUAGCUAGUCCUGGUGUCCAAGGUGCGUAGAAGCCUUGCACGCCGUGCGCAAAAUAAAAGACGUGACUGUAUUACUAAGAUUUUGUCUUAGAGCAAAAGUGACGAAAGAUUGUUGCUUGAGGCGAAAUAGCUUUAACAUUACCGUAAGAUAAACUUUUACUUUUGUAUUACUAAGUAAUGA